GACUUGGCUAAACAGGGUGAGAUUCAAGAAGUUGGCGCAAGUUGUAUAUUUGCUUUUUCGCUCUAUUCAGGUACCCAGCCAUGAAGGAUUCUGGGACAAGCCUUUGGCUGUGGCUGGCAGUGCUGGUACUUGCAGGUCGGGGUGCUCAAGCAGUAAAUGAAGAAGUGCCAAAUGAUUUCCGGAGGUUGGAAGGAUACAGAUCAGUUAUCACCCAAUCAGAAUGGAGAGAGCAUGACCUCAGAUUUGGAAAUGAACAUUUAAAGUCUUGGAGAUUUGUGGGGGAUCCAGGAAGACAACAGGUAGCUUCAGGUUUGGUGGAAGAAAAUAACAGACAGGAGAGCAGAGGGUUGGCCCAACUGGAUGACAUUGACCAUGAAGCAAUCCUGCGCAUUGGCACAGAUGAGACAGUACUGAAGGCUGGAGAGGACCUGUACAACAAGCAGACCACUAUAAACCGGAACAAAUGUUUGCUGGAUUGGGAUAAGUCUACAGGACAGUUUAAAAUAGUUAAAUCAAAAGGAGAUGGCGGGAUUGAUAUUACAGCACAUGAUAAACUCACUGUGAUUGGACACGGAGGUCAUCAGUAUGGAAAAGUAUCUGUUGGGGGAAAGACAUCUGAUCAGUUAGCCAAAGUUAUAUUAAGCCUCCGGGAAAGCACAGCCCCCAUUCACUGGCCAUCUAACAUGAAGGUAAUAGAGGAGAUCAGCAUAGUCUCCUGUGAAGUUGGGGCAGGUGAGCAUGGGGAAACCUUUACCAAAGAAUUUCUAUUGGGCUUAAAGGAAGGGGGCAUCACUGUUGGCUCAGUCUCUGUCCGUACAUCAAAAACUAUUGUGGACAAUGAUGGAAGGAAAGUAACUAUUGAUGUUGAUGAUCCAGAACUUUGGAGCCGGCACAACCCAAGGCACAAGCGCAAAUUCUAUCUGGGAGAGGACAACAAUCUCAGGGAGGAGAGCGAUACAAGAGGUAGGAGCCCAGAGUGGAUCCAAAACAUGGGGAAUGCUAUUGAGAAUGACCCUUUGGUUCACACUGAUAAAGUUCUGUAUUUGUUGGACGGUGAUGUUGAGCACAAAGUUCCAGAUUCUUAUAUUGAACAUAUCAUUGAACAAAGAACACAGGAGCUAUUUAACACAGAAGUUGUUGUCUUGGCUGGUACAGAAAUAGCAGAACGUGCUGUUUUUUAUCAAAAUCCUGUAAACGGACAAGUGCAAGAAGAAAAUUUAGAAGUUCGCACCAUACAGAGUUUGGAUGGGUUACUUGAUAAUAUCAAAUACAUCAUACAGACUGCUAACAACAUUAGGAGGGACAUACUAAGCAAAAAAGAAAACAUUAAACUCUUGAAAAAAUAUAACUUAAUUGGGAAUGUGCUGAAUGUGGAAGCAGCUUGGGAACAAAUUCAGAAUUUUGCAAAUAUCAAAAAACUUAAUAAAAUUGAUAGAGCAAAGUUUGAAGGCAUUAUAGAAGAAGUUGACCAUCAGCAGUCCAAUCUCAAUAAGUACUACCGCUUCCAGGAUUACGUAUAUAGUAUUAACAUGAAGAACUUUUAUGUCGAAUUCCAUGGAGCCAUCACUAGGGAAGCAUUAAUGAAUGAAGAAAACCCUUCUUCUUUCAGAGGCAAAGAUUUGAGCUAUUACGAUAUAGGAAAAAUGGUCAAUAAGAGAACCUUUUCAGAAAUGGCAAAUAACUGGAUACACGGCAAUAACAUUGGCAAUAACUUCAAUGUUCUGGAUGGAGCUGGUGUAAUUGCCUCUCAUAUUUCUGAGACAGUUCGGAAUCCAAGAAUGUUUAUAACAAAUCGCCUUUUGUGGGAUAUAACCUCAAGCUGGGAACAAUUCCGAAAUCUAAAUCCCAUGACAGGGGGAGGAACUUGGGGAAAGGACUCAGCAGCUAUUGGUAUGUCCUAUGGAAAAGCAAAAGAAGAGAUAAAUGUGAACACCAAUUAUGUUAUGAAAUUAUGGCUGUCAAGGAAAUUCAGCAAAACAUACAAUUUAGAUGAAGCUAGCCGAGAUCCUUCAGUGGAGCAAAUAUCAGAAAAUGCAUUUCAGUUAAAGAUUGAAACCGUUGAUUUUCCACUACUAAAUGGUGAUAUUGACUACAGCUGCAGACCUAGUGAAAGGACCCUAUCAGAAAACUCCAUUAAUGGCCUCUAUGCAAAAGAAAAGGUAAGAGAGUUGAGCCUAGAAUCCGAAUUCCAGUUAAAGGCAAUGGAAGACAGGGAGAUCUUGCUAAAGAAAAUCAAACAAAAGAUAAAUGAACAAACUGCCCAAGAUCUCUCCAAGUAUCAGAAGAUAAAGCUGAUUGAGACAUAUGCAGAUGGCAUUCAGAUUGUACUAGAAAAUAAACAAAAUCCUUCAGAAACUAAAAAAAUUCUAAUGCCUGGUGAAAAGGGUGCACUGAAAUCAGAAGAGUUAGUCCAUUCCUAUUUCAGUGAUAUUCACGCAGCCUCUGGCAAAGUCAACCAUGCCUUGGGUAUCUAUGGAACAGUCAUGGGCUUUCAGGCAGCAAAUCAGAUGUUUGCAGAGGGAAGAGACUUGGAAGGGGGGAUCAUGUUAGUUCAGGGGGUACAUGGAGUUACAGAGAUUACUGGAAUGAAUGCAGCAGUAAAUGAUUUUGUUUCCAAUGUUGCCAAACAAUCCAUCACCAAGAUCUCAGGGGGGCUGGAAGAAGCUGCAGCGGCAAAAUUCACAAACUCCUUGGCUGAAGUUGGAGAACUUGCUAAAGGCAUCCCGGUUCUUUCAGCAGCAUUCACUAUAUUUAAUAUAUAUGAAGAUCUCCACCAAAAUACCCCAAUUGGGAUCGCAGAUGCAGCGCUUGAUGGAGUCAUCUUGAUCACAGCUCUUGCUGGUCCAGAAAUGCUUCCAGUCACUGUAGCCUUAACCAUAAUCCGUCUUUUCAUUGACCCCUUGUACAGUGAAAUAAAGCAUGAACUUGAUGCUUUGCCUCCCAAUGCCAGUGUUGGACAAAAGUUUCUUGCAGUAAUUAAAGGGAUUGGCCUUGCUUUAAGAGAUGUCCUUAAUACAUUUGUGGACAUACUGGAACAAAUAAAUAUAUUUGGGCUAAUAGCCAGUAUCAGUAACCUGGACGAGGAACACAGGAAGAGCAUGGAGUUAGUAAACCAACUACAGACAGUAGAGAACUAUUUCAAGAUCUUGAACGAACGGGAUAGAGAUAAAUGUCACCAGAUUGUAGACUUUACUAAAGGAGACUCUUCUGCCUAUGGGGGAAACCUACGGGUUGAGCUGACAGAACAUGGAACAAUGAAAGUUACAAUUGUGAACCCAAUCACAUCUGGCAAACUGGAGCAAGAAAUCACCUUUCAGAAAAACUGUGAGUCCCUGGAUCUGGUUAUGGGUAUUGGAGAGGUAGUGAGUAUUAAACUGAAACAGAAAUCAGCAAAUAUUUUUUGGUUUAUUCCAGUGAAGACUGAAGAGGUUAUAACUUCUGUUACUGCAGAUGAAACAUCAUUGCAUGGAACAUACAUAGGAAAUUCCAAACCCAACCGCUUCUUUGCUGUACAACAAAAUGUCAUUGACAAACUUCCUUACACCCUUGAUCAAUAUUAUUAUGCGUUGUACGGAAAUGACGGGAAUGACAUUUUCUUCUUGGGGCCACAAAAAAGCUUUGCACAUGGAGGCAAUGGGAAGGAUGUCUAUAUCAUUCCAAAGGAAGGAGGCCAAGUAGAGAUCUGCAAUCAAGCAAAUGAUACGGCCAUGGACCUUUUGAUCUUUAAUGUGCCAUUCCAAAACAUAUUUGCCAAAAAAGAUUCCAAUGAUCUCUCUCUUUUCUACAAUAACAACCAUAAGGCUGUAAUCAAAAAUUGGUUUAACAGAGAAGAAUACAAACAUUUGAGUUUUAAAACCUCAGAUGGUACCAUAUUUACUAUUGGGGAAGUUAAAUUAAACGGAAGAGUUACCCUAGCUGCCUCUUAUCUGGAUUAUUCAAAUAAUGACAAGGGAGUGGAAAUAAACCUACUUAAUCCUCCUUGGGACACAGUUGUGUCAGUGAUAGGGACUAACUUUAGUGAUGUUAUUGUUGGAAAUAAUCUGAAUAAUGUGCUACAAGGGGGAACAGGUACCAAUAGCCUCACUGGCCAUGAGGGGAAAGAUAUGUAUAUAAUACAUGAGAAAGAGACAUGUGACACUAUUGAUAAUUUUGCCCAUGACGACCAAACAGACAUUGUGGAAUUGCCUGCAGAGUACAGAAAUCUCCAGGUGAAGCUGGAUCCCCCACAGUCCGUGAAGAUUUGGGAUUCCAGUAGGAAGGCAUGUGUUAUAAUAAAAGACUGGAAGAAAGGCUGGCAAUGGCAGCACAUUGUGUUCAAAAGCAUUGACUUUGUGGUGUUCCAGGUCUCCAACUCCUCAACAAAGCCUGAACUGACCCCAUUAAUUUUAGACUAUAGUGACUCCCAACAAGGGGUAAACAUUGAUUUGAGGACAAUGCCAGGGAAUGAGAAUAUAAUGACAGUGAUAGACUCUCCAUUUCCAGAUACAAUCAUUGGAAACAGCAAAGCCAAUUUCAUUAAAGGUGGGGAAGGAGACACAUUAAGUGGAGGAGAUGGAAUAGAUACUUAUGUUGCUGAAUGCAAGUCUGGAGAAAUCACUAUUAAUAAUGAAGCAACAGAUAAUAAGAUAGACAUUCUCUUUAUUAAUGGCAAAUAUAGAAAUCUGGAUCUUCAGAAAUUUAUAAAACGAAAGAUGUUCCAAGGUAUUUUACAUUACAAUCUCAAAAUCACUAUUAAAGACACUUGCAGUAUUACAUUAUUAAAUUGGCUCAGUUCAGAAAACUUCCGACAUUUACAGAUACAGACUGAGGACGGCAUCACUUUCAGUAUUUCCAGCAAUCUUGUACGCACAGUAUAUGCUGUAGAUAACUCCAGAGGCACCUUACCCACCAAUGAAAUAGACACAAGAACUGGUAUCUAUGCUGGGGCAACAAAGAUCAUGGGCCCCCCUGAAUUCUCUAUCAUUUAUGGGAAUGAAAAAGACAACUAUAUUGAUCCCGGAACUAACAGCAUUCUGAUGUACGGCUUUGAUGGGAGUGAUACUUAUAUCAUUAGAAACCAUUAUGAAGGUGUUUUUAAAAUAAACAAUUAUGCAAAUGACCAUAAAUUAGAUUAUCUCAUACUUAAUGUCUACCUGAAAGAUAUUCAAUAUAAAAUAGUAGAAGGUAAAGACUUGUUGUUAAGUGCUCCAUCUAUUGGGAUAUUUCAGUGUCUUUUGUUAAACUAUGCCAAGAGCUCUAAUUAUAGGCACAUCAUUGUGAAAACCAAUGACGUGUGGUUCACAUUUUCUGAUGACAAAUUUGAGCUGCAACCAUUAUUUUUAGACAACAAAUUACUGGCAAAAGAACUGCAUCUUAAUCUUUCAGCUGGAAGUUAUCAAUCACUGACGACUGUAUUUGGGUCUCUUCAGAAAAGAAAUGUUAUCACUGGAAAUAUGAUGAACAACACAAUUAUUGGUGGAAUUGAUUCUGAUGUGUUAUAUGGUAUUAAAGGUGAUGACAUCAUUCAAGGUUCUGGAGGAAAAGACUAUCUGUCAGGGGGACCUGGUUCAGAUAAAAUCCAUGGCGGUGAAGGUAAUGACUUGAUCUUGGGUGGAGAAGGUAAUGAUGUGAUUUAUCCAGGACAAGGUGCUGACACAGUUUAUGGAGGGACUGGAUCAGACACCUUGUUGUUCUUUGGAGAUCUUGAUAAUGCAACUGGAGUGCUGGUAAAUCUGGCUCUUGGAUAUGGGGUUGGAGCAGAUGCUGAGGGAGAUCUGUACUUUGGGAUAGAGAAUGCCCUGGGCACCAGCUAUGAUGACAUCCUGAUUGGAAAUGAUGAUGAUAAUUACUUAAGUGGUGGAGGAGGCAAUGACCUAAUUCAGCCCAUGAAUGGUGAUGAUGUCAUGCAUGGAGGAGAAGGGAAUGACUUAUACAAUCUGAUGCAAGCGACUGGCAUAAAAAUGAUUGACAACUUUGCCAAUGAUAAAGUAGAAGAUUUGAUUUAUGUUGGGGAUGUUGAAAAUGGGACAAUAAUUUCAUUCAUGAGAUCCCAUGAUGACCUAAAGAUUACAUUCUCCUAUUCCAAAGAUGCUGAUGUUUUUCUUGGAAUUCUUGUAAAAAACUGGAUGAAAUCAAAAGAAUACAAGCAUUUAUCUUUGAAAGUACAGAAGUUUGUGUUGGUACAAUUACAUCUGUUAGUUAUAAAAGCUAAUCAUAUUUGUAAAAUAGUACUGUCAUUAGACAACUCUCAUUUCCCUGCUCUCCGUCAUUCAGAUAUUACCCAUGGGGUUUGGCACUCUUUUUAUGCACUGGGCUUAAAUCCCUUUCCUGCCAUGUACUGUGUGCCAGUGGUUCAGCCAUAGAUUGUUUUUAGCUGCUUGGUGGGUAUAGAUUUAUGAAAGGACCUGUAAUUUCUUAUAUACCAAGUACAAUUUUGCUAUGUCAUCAUAUCUAUCAGCUAAUCCAGGCUAUAUUAUUAAUGAUUUGCCUCAUAGCAGUGUCUGUGGAAGUGUCUAGAUUUGCAGUCUGCUCAUUGUGGUGGUCAGUAUGGUAAUAUAAAUGAGUAUCCAGAACAGCAAGUCUUACUAUGAGUAAGUACUAUAAGUCUUACUAUUAGCUCUCCUAUCACCUAUCUCUCCUAUCACCAUCCUUAGGCUCAGAGGGCAGAUCCAGAUUUUAGAAUGUAAUU
Xenopus laevis (African clawed frog) is the source of this 6667-nucleotide messenger RNA. RefSeq lists its product as uncharacterized. NCBI's taxonomy places the organism in Eukaryota, Metazoa, Chordata, Amphibia, Anura, Pipidae. The coding region runs from base 81 to 6341 and encodes 2086 amino acids. The transcript has 5 exons. The record is from RefSeq and is a predicted model, not a curated record.